Molecule: messenger RNA, 1908 nt
Organism: Cyclopterus lumpus (lumpfish)
Lineage: Eukaryota; Metazoa; Chordata; Actinopteri; Perciformes; Cyclopteridae
Gene: six2a
Product: SIX homeobox 2a
Exons: 2
Coding region: 334-1206 (290 amino acids)
Biological process (GO): regulation of transcription by RNA polymerase II
Cellular component (GO): nucleus; transcription regulator complex
Molecular function (GO): RNA polymerase II cis-regulatory region sequence-specific DNA binding; DNA-binding transcription factor activity, RNA polymerase II-specific
Source: RefSeq, a predicted model, not a curated record
CCCGGUCUCCGGGAGUAGGUUAUGUUGAAACGGCAUCGAAAAGGUGGAGGAGGACGGCUGAAGGAGAAGCAACGUUCUCUUUCUCACCAACUAUAUGAGGAUUUGUCGCCUGGGGUUUUGCAUGGCCGAAUGGACUUGAGUUUACUCCACAAGACGCAGUUGGAUGUUACACCUAACCUGGGGCUGUUUUAAGUUGUAGGUUGCUCUUUUUGGGGGGGGGGGGAAAUACUUUUUGUCGCUUAUGGACUUAACGCGUUUUGAUUUAAUGUGAGACUGAGAGCGGAGACGUGGAAGUAAGGCACAAUAUAAUCUCCGUUGAUUUACGUUGUCGCCAUGUCCAUGCUUCCGACGUUUGGCUUUACGCAGGAGCAAGUCGCGUGCGUUUGCGAAGUUCUCCAGCAAGGGGGGAACAUCGAGCGGCUGGGGCGCUUCCUCUGGUCCCUCCCGGCGUGCGAACACCUCCACAAAAACGAGAGCGUCCUCAAAGCGAAAGCCGUGGUCGCUUUCCACCGGGGGAACUUCCGAGAGCUCUACAAGAUCCUGGAGAGCCACCAGUUCUCCCCGCACAACCACCCGAAGCUGCAGCAGCUGUGGCUCAAGGCGCACUACAUCGAGGCGGAGAAGCUGAGAGGCCGUCCGCUCGGCGCCGUGGGGAAGUACCGCGUGCGGAGAAAGUUCCCCCUGCCUCGCUCCAUCUGGGACGGCGAGGAGACGAGCUACUGCUUCAAGGAGAAGAGCAGGAGCGUCCUGCGGGAGUGGUACACCCACAACCCGUACCCAUCCCCGCGGGAGAAGAGAGAGCUGGCCGAGGCCACGGGACUCACCACCACGCAGGUCAGCAACUGGUUCAAGAAUCGACGGCAGCGAGACCGAGCCGCAGAGGCAAAGGAAAGAGAAAACAACGAGAACUCCAACGGCAAUAGUCACAACCCAUUGACUUCUUCCAUGAAUGGAAAUAAAUCUCUAUUGGGGAGCUCGGACGACGAUAAAACGCCUUCGGGGACGCCGGAUCACUCGUCUCUGAGCCCGGCUCUGCUGCUCGGCUCGAACACCGGUUUACAGUCCCUGCACGGCCUCGCGCCCCCGCAGGGACCCAGCGCCAUCCCGGUACCCGGCGGUGUGGACUCGGUGCACCAUCACCACUCAAUGCACCACGACACCAUACUGAACCCUAUGUCUUCUAAUCUAGUGGACCUUGGCUCCUAAAAAUGGCUGGCACAGAAGAAGGGGGACGGAGAGCACAGUUUCUUUUUCUUUUCUUUUUUCUUCUUCUUUUUCUUCUUUUUGGAGAAGUAAUUUACGAGGUGGCGUGAGUCGAGCUUCAAGCAAUUGCGGCGAGGUGCAAAGCAGACAGACUGGAACACUGCGAAGACAGUCACCGUAACAAAUCAUAUAGUCUCAUAUCCAAACCUAUAAAGUCCUUUUAAACAAAUGGGAGGAAUCUGCCAUUUGGGUGCACUUAUCCCCCAAAUUAAACUCCUGCUUGUUUCGUGGAGAAAAAAAAAAGUUUCAAGGCAGAGCACUUAAAAAAAAAAUUAGGAAUACAGCGACCAUUUUUUUUGAAGUAUUUUCUCUUUAAUUUGCUUAAAGGGGAGUGUGAUUUGAAAGAUUCAUUGAGAGUAUGAUUUGUUAAGACGGAUCAUUUGUUUGUUUUUUGCAGUGCUGAUGCAGACAAAAAGGUGAGGCGGAUGUAAGUCGUUUUAGGUAAAAAAAAAAAAAAAAUUUAAAUAACUAAAAAAGUAUUUUACCGGAAUGUAAUAACGUAACAUGCUAUAUUGUUGAAAACAAUAAAAUGUCUUAAUUCUUGUUACCAUUACCGUUGUUAUUUUAGGGGUUUAGAUACAUCAGCAGACUCUAGGCACCGUGUUGAAGGUACCCCAUCGCCUUUUUGUUUACAUUACAGGGUUU